AUGCUACGAUAUGUGGGGUGGAUUUGGCCCCAGCAGACGCCUCGUCAGUUCCUGACUCUUAAAGAAGGAAAGCCACCUGCUAUACUUUUCGCAUCCAUAGCGAACCCUGUACCUCAGUAUUCUGGAACAAGGCACAAUGUCGGUAACUGGGCUCUCGAGGAAAUCAUAAAGAAGAGAACAGAAAUACCCCCACUUAAGUCAUCGCUGAGAUACCGUGGAUUCCAUGCUUCCGAAUGUCCGUCCCUAAAUUGUGAAUUCCUCAAGUCUACUCUGUCUUUCAUGAACCUCCAAGGAAGACCCAUCGGCAAGGCUUGGAACCAGUUCCAGAAGUCAUAUCCUGGGCAUUCGACCGCCUUGGUAAUUCUCCAUGACGAGAUUGAAAUUGCCCCUGGGAAAGUACAGGUCAGAAGGCAAAACACCAGUGCCAGAGGACACAAUGGACUCAGAUCCAUAGACAAGGCUGUGGGUCCAGGCUACACGAAGAUUGGCAUUGGUGUGGGCAAAUCAGACACUCUCCCAGUUGAUAAGCAUGUCUUGUCCAAGUUUACACCUGAAGAACUCGAGCUUCUUACUGAAAAGAGCCUUCCCCAGGUAGAUAGCAUCAUCGGCGACAUGCUUCAAGGAAAGUAUAUCUACGAAAAGCAGUGA
Messenger RNA from Candidozyma duobushaemuli, 648 nucleotides. Its product is annotated as peptidyl-tRNA hydrolase. Gene Ontology annotation, molecular function: peptidyl-tRNA hydrolase activity. The record is from RefSeq and is a predicted model, not a curated record. The transcript has a single exon. Bases 1 to 648 code for a protein of 215 amino acids. Lineage: Eukaryota; Fungi; Ascomycota; Pichiomycetes; Serinales; Metschnikowiaceae.